CACAGAAACCCUCCGAGUGCGUACAGACUCCAUGGAUCAGGGCAAUUUGCAGCACUGUUGAGUUUGUGUGCAAAACCCUCCUCGCACCCUCCAUCUUUGAUCAUGCAUCUUUGAGAGGGGGGGGGUUAUCUUUUCCAGCAAGAGGAAGGGAAACGAUUGAUCACUUUCCUUUGGUGUUGGUUUCUAUUUCUUUUCACAAGAUGAUGUUUUCGUCUGCAGGAAAGCGCUGCUUCACGAUAGAGUCUCUGGUGGCCAAAGAGAACCCUCUAACAGCCGAGGAUCCCAUCCGUCCGACGGCUUUAAGUUACUCUAACCCGACGACAGAUGCCUUAAUGAACGGUUACCAGGGUCCACCGGCCAGGUCCCUCUACCAGAGCCCGGACCUGGUGUUCCCAGAGACGGUAAACCAUCCCUCCCUCACCGUGGCUCCACACCAGCUCGGAGGCUCCCACCUACAGCAUCCGCACUUCUUCGGGACACAACACCGAGACCCGCUCAACUUCUACCCCUGGGUCCUACGGAACAGGUUUUUCGGACACAGAUUUCAAGGUAACGAUGUGUCCCAGGACAGCCUGCUCCUCCACGGUCCUUUUGCCAGGAAACCCAAACGCAUCCGGACGGCCUUCUCUCCCUCGCAGCUCCUCCGUCUGGAGAGAGCCUUCGAGAAGAAUCACUAUGUGGUGGGAGCCGAGAGGAAGCAGCUCGCGAACAGCUUGAGUUUAUCUGAAACACAGGUGAAGGUGUGGUUCCAGAACAGGCGGACCAAGUACAAGCGGCAGAAGCUGGAGGAGGAGGGACCAGACAGCCAGCAGAAGAAGAAGGGGAACCACCACAUCAACAGAUGGCGCAUCGCCACCAAGCAGGCCAGCUCCGAGGACAUUGACGUGACCUCAGAGGACUAAAACCUCGGUCCAACCCCCCGACAACGCUGCCCUAAAACCCGCGUCCCCUUCUGACGCAUCAGAGGACCAACACUAUUUAUUAUGUAAUAUUAUUAAGUAUAAUUAGACACAUUAGAGGAAGACGCACACGGACUAAAUAUGUGAUCACCACACAUCUCUUCAUCGAGGUGCUAUACUCAGUGACACUGGAAGAAAGAAAAAAAAAACACAUCUUAUUUAAUGACAUCCAUCCUGAAUGACUCUUGAUGAGGAGACAUCCCUCCAUCGUUUAAUGAUCUUUGGUGUGUGACAACCAAAGAUGAAGAGAAACAACGUCAACCUCGAUCAUAGUGUUUUUUUUUUUUUGUUUUUUUUUUUAUUGUACAUAGGCCACUGUAUGAAAGGUUGUUUUUGAAAGAGGCUAUUUGUUUCAUUAAAGCUGUUUUUACCACCUGCUUAGGUCAUUAACACCUCAUUGCUCAACCCACCCACUCCGCCACCUGUGUACCGUGUUAAUUUAAAUUUUAUCCUCAAUGACGAGAAACGUGUUGUCGCACACUUUUAAUCCACGCAGUGAGUCGGAGAACGGCUUGGUGACUGGCCAGAAGAACAAAACAGGAAAUGAACCGUGUGUCAGAAAGACAAGAUGCAAAUCUGUCGGUCUCUGCAUGAUUUGAUUUUUUUUUAACUUUUGUGACUUGAGAGCCUUUUCCGGCGCUCUGUUACGCUCCCUAAUGAAGAUCCUCCACAGAGAGGCGAUUCAUGGCCAGCUGUGCAUGACUCUGGGACAGAUGAGAAGCUGCAGAGACCCCUGGUGUUAGGGGCGAGUUGUGCCACAUAAUAAAAGCAAGUUCACAGCUAUGUGCUUCGUCUGCCAUGCCACAUUUGUCACUGACGGAUGACAUCUCGCCAUUUGUUGAAUGUCUGCAUUUGCCUAAUUUCAUUGAGCGCAGUGUGUGGUAUAAAACAUGAGAACAUACUU
Messenger RNA from Seriola dumerili (greater amberjack), 1863 nucleotides. It is a transcript of the gene emx1, whose product is annotated as homeobox protein EMX1-like. The record is from RefSeq and is a predicted model, not a curated record. Gene Ontology annotation, molecular function: DNA binding; DNA-binding transcription factor activity, RNA polymerase II-specific. Gene Ontology annotation, biological process: central nervous system development; regulation of DNA-templated transcription; brain development. NCBI's taxonomy places the organism in Eukaryota, Metazoa, Chordata, Actinopteri, Carangiformes, Carangidae. The transcript is spliced from 3 exons. The coding region runs from base 201 to 902 and encodes 233 amino acids.